Molecule: messenger RNA, 3612 nt
Organism: Dermacentor andersoni
Lineage: Eukaryota; Metazoa; Arthropoda; Arachnida; Ixodida; Ixodidae
Source: RefSeq, a predicted model, not a curated record
GCACGCGCCUAAAAGGUUACGAAGAAGAAGUUGAAUCGAACGCCGUAUCGCGUUUCGCCGCGAUCGAGUUCCUCGACCGAGAAGAACGUCUCCUUGCGUCUAGCUGGCACCAUGAGCGAAGGAGGCACGAACUCCAAGGCAGAAGGAAAAGACUCCAAGGCGCCGAAACGCCAUCGGAGUCGCUCCCGGGCCGGCACGGGGACCUCGGCAACGUCCAAGAGGAGAAAAUCGAGGAAGACGUAUGCCGGUGAGACCAACGUUCCUAGAUCGUUGGGUGAGACGCCAACACCGUCACCGUCGCGUGUCUCCGAGGCGAGCAUGGUCUUGCAAUCCAACGCAUCCACGCCCCUUAAGGAGGCCGUGUCGUCGACGACCAUCUCGAUCGACCCGGGAGCCGACCUGGCCGCCACCCGCAGCGCCACUUCGACGCCGGUGCCCGAGGUUGUUCCCGAGAACGCUACGACGAUCACAACCCGCGGUGCGGCCGGGCCGUGCGGCAAAAGCAGCAGCGUCAUUAGGGACGAGAAACUCGGGUCCAUCGCGCAGGCUGCCGAGUCCUCGGAGAGCACCGGCAUCACGCACGCUGCCACGGAUCCGGACAUGGCGGCAGCCAUUGGUAUUCGAGAUGUGGACGAGUCCGAGAAUGUAUUGGACCAAAGUCGACCACUGUCCGGCUGCGCCCCUAUCGAGAACAAUGGCAGGCUGGUGAUGCCGCCGUCUUUGGAGCUGCCGCCGCCGGCGGUCUUUUACGAUGGCCAGGACCCCACGCUGUCGCCGUCGCCCAAGCGCAAAUCGCGCGGACAGAGUACGGUCACGUUCGGCGACGCGCAGUCCUACCGCCUCACGUCGGCCGAGCCGUCGACGAGCGAGAUUCUGGGCCAGGGAUCGCAGCAGCUGCGCAUCUUGGCCUGCGUCCAGCUGUCGCUCGGGGCGCUCGCCUUCCACUACCAGUCGAUGCGGCUGCUGGCGCCCGUCGACGCGGUGGACCACUGGUGCAGGCAGCCGCCCGAGUUCGCCAACCAGAGCGCGCAGGCGUGGAAGAACGCCUCCGUUCCCGUGGGUCCCGACGGCCGCUACAGCAGAUGCACCGUCUACAGGUUUCCCUACUCGCACGGCACGGCGGCCGCCACAUCGGGCUCCGCGUCCUCCUCUGCAUUGUGGCCCGGGGUCAUCGCCCGGCCUCGUGGCGAGCUCCCGUGCCGCGCCUGGGAUUACGACCUGCCUCCGGACGUGCUCACCGCCCUGAACGAGUGGGACCUGGUGUGCUCCAACGCGUGGCUGGUGCUCGCGGCGCGCCUCUACACCUACGUCGGGGGCGUCGUCUGCGCGCCCUUCAUCGGCAAGAUGGCGGACAGAACGGGUCGCAGGCCGGUCCUGCUCGCGUGCGCCAUGGUCGCGGUGGCCGUCGCGGCGUUGACUGUGCUCGCGCACUCGUUCCUGCAGCUCGUCCUGCUGCGCAUGGUGGAGGCGGGCUCGCUGAACGGCUUCUCGCUCGUCUCCAUCGUUCUUCUGUUUGAGGUCACCUACGAGGCCAGCAGGACUGACUACCUCUGCGGGGCGAUGGCGGCGAGCAUUAUCUGCGGCUGGGCUCCUUGCCUUCUCAGCGCCGCCGAGCAUGUGUUGGACCGGCGAACGCUGGCGUUCGCCUUCCUCGUGCCGGUCUCCCUGCUACUGACCAGCUUUCAGGCCGUCCGGGAGUCCUCGCGGUGGCUGCUCGCCACCGGCGACGUCGCCGACUUCAUCGACAGGCACUACGCCACGUUCCCUCACGGAGGAGGGCGUCGCUCCGACGCGGAACUGGACCGUACCGCUGUACGGCAGCUGCGUGCUGCCAGGGCCGCCGCGACGGCCGAAGGACAUCGCACCACGGAGGUGUCUCUGCAACCUGGCAGCGCUGGCAGCACGAUCGUCCUGCCCGGAUUUGUGGCGAGGACCGCGUCGCUGUCGGCGCUCUUCUUAAGCCUGAUCGUCAUCAUGAACGAGACGUCGGAAUGCGGCGAACCGGAACGGGACCUGUCCCCGCCGGCUCCGUCCUCCUGGCGGACGGCGGUCCUGGUGAUCCCGCGCGCCUUCAGUGUCCUGCUGGCGGCUCGCUUUCUGCGAAGCUGCGAGCGCAAGAGGGCGCUGAUGCUGGGUCUCCCGCUGAGCUGCGCCGCCAUCGCGCUACUAGCCCUCGUCGAGCUGGCCCUCCCGAGCGGCGGCUCGUACGUCUACGUCGUCGUCGGCGAGCUGGUGUUGGCCUCCGCGUUCGUCAACCUCGCUUUCGCCUGCGUCUUCUGCCUCGAGCUGUACGCGACGGCCGAUCGCGCCGCGGGCUUCGCCACCGUCUGCUCGUCGGGCGUUCUGGGCGGCGUCGCCCUGAUGAACAUCUUCGAGGGCCAGGACCCGGCGGUGCGGAAGAUGCUCGGCCUGUCGCUGGCCGUCGUGGCCUUGCUGCUGGUCGAGCAGCUGCCCGAGACCAAAGACGCCCGAGUGCCCGACGCGUUGUUCGACGCCAUCUCGCAGCUCAAGCGCUACAGCAUGUCGAGCUCGACGAAGAGCUUCGCGGAGCCGCGUCCAUCGAACGGCUCUGGCUACUUGCCUCAGGGGGAAUUAUUCGCGGCUUGCGACUGAAAUCCCCGGUGUAAAAUGUGUCGCACCGUCGUUUAAAUUUCACGAUCUGAUUGUUGAAAUGUUAAACGUACGUAAAGAAUUUCCGUCUGUUGUACGUGUCGCCGCGGUAUUCAGUAUGUUUCUUUUUUCCUUUUACGUAUUGUUUACCUCAGCUCUGUAUCUCUGUCCAGCGCUCAAGCACGAGUGGGAGGCAGACUUCAUCCAUAUUGACACGUAAUGGCGCUACAGGAAAGGCUGCUUGCUGUGACUUGUCUGUGCGCCGAAGAGCGUGCGAACUAAAACCUUUUAGUUGUGGAGUUCUCGACGUUUGCCUAGAACCGCAGAGACAUUUAUGCAGGGCACCACUAGCUUCUAAACCGCAGCCCUGGUUUAUGACGUUUUUAGCAUUAGUUGUAUCCUCUCUGCUUUGAUACCUUGGUCAAGAACCCCCUUCAUGAUGAACACAACCGGUUUCGCUGCAUGCAUUAAGUUUUGCGCAAACGGUUGGUUUGCAAGCAAGUUUCGUGUCAUACGCGCUUCUGAUUGUCGGAUUUAGUAUUUCUAACUAUAUGUGUGCGCCUAUUAUGCCAGCGUCAGAUGCAUAUUAGACCCUUGGUGUCGAAGCUUAGGUGAGAGUUAUUUCUCGAUACGAAAAGUCCUGAGAAGUUUAUUAAAUCUCCUUGAAACGUCGUGGAAUCGAUGAAGCAAAGGAAAAAAAAAAACGCCGUGCCAUCGCACCAACCACGUGACUCACGACAUCACGGUGGCACCUCAGCAGCGUUGCGUUGAAUUGGUUUUCCAAGUUUAGUAAAAGUUGUUGAACGAACGGUUAGUGCGAUUCGCGGUAAGAAUAACAUCAAUAAUUUAUAGCUCUCCUAUUCUGUAUUGUAAUGAAACUACUAUUCUAUAGUGUCUGUUUGAACAGGACUAAUGCACAUUCGUGGAUUCUCCACGGGGCGUUGCAAGCUCAUCUGAUCGCGGUGGAACAGCCGUCGAGUGUGAGAGCGUUUUUUUCCGCCA